AGUAAGUCCACCCUCUACGUGCAUUCAUAAACGGAUGUGCUAAGUGUUGAAUGUACUGUACAUACACAGCUAGGACCAUGGCGGAAGAGGACGACACGAGAAUUCGGAUUUUACAGAGCUUGCGGGGGAAGAUCUGUCAAGCCAAGAACCUCAGCCCGUUCCCCGGGCCCAACCGCCUGAGGGACCAGUGCACCUACUGCACCAUCAGCCUGGACCAGGAGGAGGUCUUCCGCACCAAAAUGUCAGAGAAGAAUCUCAGCCCUUUCUACGGAGAGGACUUCUAUUUCGAAAUCCCACGGCCAUUUCAGUAUUUGUCCUUCUACGUGUACGCAAAGAGUGUGUUCAGCUACAUACCCGUAGGGAAGGUGGCAAUCCGGAAGGAGGACCUGUAUAAGUUCAGUGGGAAGGAACACUGGUUCUGCCUGCAGCCGGUCGAUCCCAACUCCGAGGUCCAGGGGAAGGUUCACCUGGAAAUGCGGCUGAAUGAGCUCAUCACGGAGAACGGCUCGGUCUGUCAACAGCUGGUGGUCCGGAUAAUCGAAUGCCAGGGCCUGCCCCUGAUCAACGGACAGAGCUGCGAUUCGUACGCCACCGUCUCGCUGGUCGGACCAGCCAGGUCUGAUCAGAAGAAGACCAAGGUCAAGAAGAAAAGCAGUGACCCCCAGUUUGACGAGGUGUUCUACUUUGAGGUCACGAGGUCCAGCAGCUACACAAAGAAGUCCCACUUCCAGGUGGAGGAGGAAGACAUUGAGAAGCUGGAGAUCAAAGUCGACCUGUGGAACAAUGGCAAUCUAGCGCAGGAUGUUUUCCUAGGAGAGACACGGGUUUCUGUCAAGAUUCUGCGGAACGACUCCAUUCACCGCGCAUGGUAUUUAUUGCAGCCGAAAGGUAACGGCACUAAGAGCUCAAAGCCGGACGACCUGGGCUCCCUGCGUCUGAAUGUGACCUACACCGAGGACAACGUCCUGCCCUCUGUGUGCUACACGUCUCUGCGCACUCUGCUGCUGAAGUCCCCGGAAGUGAAGCCCAUCUCGGCGUCAGCGGCCCACAUCCUGGGUGAUAUCUGCAGGGAGAGGUACGAGGCCGUCCUGCCAGUGGUGAGGCUUCUCCUGCACCACAACCGCCUGGUGCCUUUCGUCUCCGCCAUCGCAGAGCUGGAGCUGCUGCAGACCCAGGAGGCCAACACCAUAUUCCGAGGAAACUCGCUGGCGACUCGCUGCAUUGAUGACAUGAUGAAAAUUGUGGGGCGGAGCUACCUGAACGUCACCUUGAAGCCAGUCCUGGAUGAGAUCUGCGAAUCCAACAAAUCGUGUGAGAUCGAUCCGGUGAAGCUUAAAGAGGGAGACAAUGUGGAAGUAAACAAGGAGAACCUGCAGCAGUACGUACAGAAGGUGUUCUCCUCCAUCACCCAGUCCAGUGUCAGCUGCCCCCCCCUGAUGUGCGACGUGUUCCGGUCCCUGAGGCAAAUGGCCUCCAAACGUUUCCCCAAUGACCCUCACGUGCAGUACUCCGCCGUCAGCAGCUUCGUGUUCCUGCGUUUCUUCGCCGUCGCCGUUCUGUCGCCUCACACCUUCCAGCUCCGCCCUCAUCACCCCGAGCCAGAGAUUGCCCGCACUCUAACCCUCAUCUCCAAAACCAUUCAGACGCUUGGGAGCUGGGGGAGUCUGUCCAAAAAUAAACUGUCCAGUUUUAAAGAAUCCUACAUGUAUGAGUUCUUCAAAUCAUUCCAAGAAGAUAAAUGCAUAGAGGAAGUUAAAAAGUUCUUGGACGAGAUUUCCUCCAAUGUGAACAAAGAAUCAAGUGGGGUUGAAGACUCUGUGGUUCUGAAGGAGGGGGAGGUGCACAAGCGGGCCCAGGGAAGAAAGAGGAUUGGAAAGAAGAAUUUCAAAAAGAGGUGGCUCCGUGUAACCCACAGGGAGCUGUCUUACCACAAGCACCGGGGGAAAGAGGCCCUUUGCAUCAUCCUUGUGAAGAACAUCGUGGCAGUGGAGAAACUGGAGGAGAACGCCUUCACCAGGAAGAACAUGUUCCAGGUGAUCCACGGGGAGAAGCCGCUCUACAUCCAGGCGGGUAACUGCGUGGAGGCCAGCGAGUGGAUCGAGGUCCUGAGCCAGCUGAGCCGCUGCAACCCGGGCAGGCUGAGCACCUUCCACCCCUCCGCCUACCUGAGCGGCUCCUGGCUCUGCUGCCUGGCCCCCGGGGAACACCUGCCCGGCUGCAAGCCCUGCUCCACGGUACCAGUGAACAUCCAGCUGGACAUCGACUGCGACCGUGAGAUCGAGAGGAUCUUCUCCCUCUUCUCCUCCAACUGCUCCAAGCUGCAGAAGAUGGAAGAUGCCUGUGCCACCAUCGCCGUGUACCAGGGGCCCGAGAAGGAGCAGGAGGACUACUCCCUCUUCACCAUCCAGGACCCCAAGGAGACCUUCCGCACCAUCCAGGACAUCCGGCAGGUCCUGGAUCACCUGCAGGAGCAGCACGUCAUCAUCGGGAGCUCUGUCACCGCCCAGUACGGCAGCCUGGAUAACCCAAUUGUGGGGAAAAGCUCUUAAAGGUCACAAAGGAAGGACUUGGUAAGAUAGACAGCCUGUCCAGUAGAUGGCGCUACAGUCCCAGACAGAGUUUAACACUGGAGCAACACAGCGCUGGGACGAGCUCUGACCAUGCUGCUGCUUCCACAGGGAAGAACGCACACCCUGAGCAUUGAGGUCUCUACAGGAAAUGGAAAGGAGGAAGUAGAAACCGGUCAUCUGACCACUGCAUGGUUCUCUUAUUGGUUCCUUCCACUUCUUUUUAUCUGUAAAUGGCAUUUUCAUUUUUCAUCAUGUUUCGCUUUCUCAUUCGUUUCAGUUGAAAGAAAAGGUUGUAAUAUAUUAGGCAUUACUUAAUUUUAUUACAGUUAGACUUCUCACUUUUCCUACGGAGCUGUGAAAAGGAGACUUCACACUCAAGUUAUUCUGUGUGAAUAGGCUGCUAAUAUACUUUUCUUAAAAAAAAAAAAAGAAACAUUUUAAAAUCUUCAAAAACAAUCAUUAAGCCGUUUUUACAAUCUGUAGUGUGAUGUUGGAGGAGAGUGACAAUGAGAAUAGUUUGGUACAGAGUCCAGAAAGGGAACGUUCCUCUCUCUUAAGCUCCCCCUUCCCCUUCUCUCUUCUCCUCUCUGCACUUUUGGAAUAAGUGCAAGUUUUUAUAGAGUACGAUUUGAGUGGUUACAACAAAUCUGCCUUAUUUUAUUUAUAGAUGUAUAUACAAUGUUGUUGUUUUUUUUUUGUUUUUUGUUUUUGUUUUUUGUCUCUUGGGGGAAUGAUGUUGAAGCACUUUAGAUAAAUUUGGAAAGUUCCAGAUUGGAUAAUUUAGAUACGUGGUAUCAAUUGACUCCAUACUGAUCAGUUAAAUGAUCAACUAUAAUUUUGUAAUCCUGUACAGUGAAGUUUAUAUUCUGUAAAUUUUAAUAUCUAUUUUCAAACACCAAAGAAAAUUAUUUCAUAGGGUUCAGGACUUGAAAAGGGUACACAUGUAUUUUAAAUGAAGAAAUUUUGAAAAUGACCUUUAAAAUAUUUGAUAUUACAUUGGCAAUAUUUUAUUAAAUGAAGAGCGUCAGAUUCUACAAUCUCCUCUUAUGGGUCUCAAGACUAUCUUCGCGAACCUGACUUGCUUUGCGUGGUGUGCGUUGUCUUUGUGCCACAGCCAUUCCACAACCAAAGAGGUUUCAGGUUUGGUCCUGCUCCAUGGCCUGACUGCAUCAUUUGGUUAUGUUACGGUCGUGUCGCAAAAGCGCAGUGCGAGUCUCGUUUGUGACAUCAUCAUCCCUUGUGCCACUAAAACAGGAGUGCACCUGCAUUUACAGCCCCCAGUUCAUAAAGAACCAGACAAUCAGAGUUCCACCUUGAUGAGCAUUGGCACAUGUUGCUGUGGCUUUGAGGGCAACCAAUUGCAGAAACGGGUUCCACUCCACAAACGGAAUGCUGUUCUAUGAUUGGACAGAUGUUGAGAUCAAGUCCGGUAGAGAACGAAUUUCCCUUUUUUCAGUCGUGUGUCCGUUUGACUUACACUCAUCUCUCAUAAUCUUUACCCGGUUUAUCCCUUCACUGAGUUGUAUUUUGUAAAGAAUGGAUAGAAACUUGAACUGAAGUCAGCCGCAGAAGUAAAAUGUUUAAUACUGUCAGUACAGGGUUAACAACGUGUUGUAAAUUUGCAAUCAGACUUUGCCUUUGGUCCGCCAUAUAUUUCUAACACGCUUGUCCCUCGUAUUUAAUAUGACGUGUUUUUAUGUUUUGUAUGUUUGCAUUACACACUGUGAUUUGAUAACUUGCUAAACUGUGCAUACAGAGGUACCGCGGUGUGCUCCGCCCCCGUGCUGAAGCCUGGCGCUGGUUUCCAUAGCGAAUGCAGAAACGUGGUACUCGCACGCUGAUGUAGGGUGGUGUACGUUAGAGGUCUCAGAACAGGAGAGCAUAAGGCUCCAGGUAGUCGCCGAGACCGAAUUAUGGUACUUACAUGACGUUUGAAGUAAGAGUUGUAAGCUGCUGAUGUUUACCCAAUUAACCACCACCCCAGCCAACCCACCCCUAACUAAUUGGCUCUUUCAGUCAUGUGACCUCAUCUUAUUUACUUAUGAAUGACAUGGUGUGUACACACAAUCAUGAAGAGAUAUCUGAAGAUCCAUUGGUUUAUCUACUGUUGUAUACAAAAAAUGGUGUUCUGAGGGAACACCCUGAUUUAAAAUAGGUUUUGCCUCUCCGUUGAAAUUGGUGGUUUGGACAUUAAUGUCACAUUGCCAGGCUGGUCUGAAUUGCAUGAAGUGGACAUGCAGUGAACAUUAUGACCGUUCUUUCACACAAUCAAGUAGAAGCUGGAAUUGAGUUAUGAAUUUGCUCUUCACUUUGAGAGCACACGCAGUAUAUACCUUACAGACCAAUCACCAGUCACCAUGUGGUAUCACUAGGCAACAGUUUGGAGGUACAAGUGACGUCACAGUUGUUCAUCACUGGUCCUGUAUCGUGAUUCAUUGUUUUUGUUCGUUGAAGCCGGUAUUGUUUAUCAGCAAAAUGAAAACUGUACAUUCCACUCCGUAGCCCGAGAUUAGGUUCUCUGGCAGAGACGGUGUUUAUGUCACUCCCCACGCUCCGUGUGUGGACGUAAUGCAGGGGCUUGUGCGGGAGGGAAACCCCGUUACUCCAGUCUGUGUGACAAUGGGAGCCCCUGCAGUCUCUCCUGGCGGCCAUUUUGGAUGAGAUCAGCUGCAGCCGCUGGUGCUCUGCUGAUCUGCGUAUGCAAAAUGGAAAAGAAAAUUACUUGUUUCAUUUGUUUUUCCGCUCGUUGAGUUCUGGACAACUCAUGGUAUGUUUCUGUUACUAAAUGUAUUUUUGUUAUUUAAACUUUUUUAUAAUUAUUUUCAUAACAAAAAGCUCAUGUCUUAUUUCCUCUUUUUUUUUAAUUUGUUACUUGGAAAUAAUUUACAAUAAACGUUUUGCCAACUGUAA
This is a messenger RNA of Conger conger (European conger), 5480 nucleotides long. It is a transcript of the gene rasa2, whose product is annotated as RAS p21 protein activator 2. The coding region runs from base 51 to 2549 and encodes 832 amino acids. The record is from RefSeq and is a predicted model, not a curated record. The transcript has 24 exons. Gene Ontology annotation, biological process: regulation of GTPase activity; intracellular signal transduction. Lineage: Eukaryota; Metazoa; Chordata; Actinopteri; Anguilliformes; Congridae.